UGAGACGAGAAUGUGAGGAUGCGGGGUCGAGCGCGUGGGCGGUGUCGGCAAUGAUGCAGGAUGAGGAAGGGGCGGGCGGAGGGGUUGACGAGAAGUCGGGCGUGCGUGCGUGAGCUUGGUAACACUCGGCCUCCUUCUUCCUAGUUCAUCUCUCCGCUGCCAGCGGCUCCACGGCCUCCUCGUCGACGCGCAGUAAUAUUCAUGAUGCUUUGUGCGCAGGCGAGGAGUGCUAUUACGAUGGAAGCGGGGUGCGUGGAGGGACGGCGACGGUGUGUGCACGGUUUAGGAACGGCGGGGUCUCAACAGUGACGCUGGAAGAGGGAGAGAGAACGAGGGGAUGCGCGUACAUGUGAUAGCGGUAUGAACCUCCCGCCACCGUCAUCGCCACCGCCCGCGUUCAGCUGCUCGUCACCGCUGCCACUUCCGGCAUCGUCGGCGUUGGGCGUGCGCCCACGAUCAGCCGAUGAGAGAGGCGCAGCGUCGGAGGCGCGUAGGGGUCAGCAUGGGCGCGACGGUGUGCGCGGCAUCCGCGCCCGCCGCCGUGUCGCCGCCGUGAGGGCCGAGAGGCGCGAGGCGGCGGUCGAGGUUGAGGCUGAGGUCGAGCGCAAGCUCGCGCGAGGAGUCGUGGUGGUCGAUGAGGCUGCCGCUGAGCGGCGCGUGUGGGAGGUGGAUGCUUGGCAUGCAGAGCGGGUAGCAUCGGCACGCCGGGCACGCGCUGGCGCUUACGGUUCUGGUCCGCGGACUAGUGACGAGUGAGCAGCGGCGUGCUAGGGAGCGGCAGCGAGCCGUCGUCGUCG
This is a messenger RNA of Heterobasidion irregulare TC 32-1, 797 nucleotides long. RefSeq lists its product as uncharacterized. The coding region runs from base 361 to 756 and encodes 131 amino acids. The record is from RefSeq and is a predicted model, not a curated record. NCBI's taxonomy places the organism in Eukaryota, Fungi, Basidiomycota, Agaricomycetes, Russulales, Bondarzewiaceae. The transcript is spliced from 2 exons.